AUGUGCUCGGCUGGCGGCGAGGUGACGGUUUUGGUGUUGGCGCCCAAGAAGGCGUUUGAGGUGGAGUGGGGCACCACCAAUGGACGGGCUAUUGACGACAGUACGCCAUUGAUGAUGGAGAUGACGACUGGGGAAGGCGAGAACUACGACUGGUUCCAGCAGUGGGACCGGAUGAUGGUUUUGCGUCGUUCGGAAGUUCCUAGCGACAAACGCGCGGAAGCGGUGCUGCUGGCCGCAUUGCGGCGUCAUCUGGAGCGCAAUGGGCCGUGGAACAAGCCUGAGGCGGUGGAAGCACUCUGUCACCAGGUCUUUGGUGAACGCCUGCCGGACCUGGACGCCAUCCCCAGCGAGAUCGGCGGAAUGAGUCCAGACGGGUACGAGAUGCAGCGUCAGGACAUGGCGGACGACGUCUCGGUGGCCUUGGCGCGGCCGGUAUACGUGUCGGAGCUGAACGAGCUCUUGCCACAGGUGCUCGAGGACGAGAGGCAGGCAGUCCUACGGUCGGCCGUGGGCGAGCCUAUUGACUGGAACGACGGGGAUUUCGUCGGUGGGGACUUGGAGGCCGCAGCAAGGACGAAGCCCAAGUGCGCAGCGAGCUGUUGUUUAUACACGACCGGGGCUGUCCUGGGGCUGGUCCUGACGGCGGGCUCCCUUGGGAUCGCGGCGCACCAGCUGUGGCCGGACGCCGCCUUCUGGUCGAACGUCUCCUUCUGGUUGAAAGCCUCCUUCUGGCCGCAGUGGAAUAAGCAGCCGGCGGAAGCGGGAGCUUGCCCGCGGUUCGGCGACCACGAGGCCGCGGUCGUCUGGUCGUCCGGUGAACCCGCGCUCGAGGAGCCCUGCGGCAGCGGCACCCUGCUGUGCGGCAACGACUCCAUGACCACGGAGUGCAAUGACUUUGGCAACCCCUGGCCCGUGUCCUUCCCGACCGUCUGGAACACCUCUCGUGAGUUCCGCCACCAGAAGUGCGAAGUGUUCUGCCACACCCCAGAACAGACAUACAGCUCUCUAGUCACACGACUUCUCGCACACUUCCUCCUACAACCCUCCUCGUCCAAUACCACACCCGAUGCAACACCAUCAGCCAAUACGGCGUCUAACACGACGUCCAACGCGUGGCUGUCCAGCAGCACCAUGACCAUGUCGCGUGAAGAACAAGUCCAACAAAUCUUCGGUGUACUCAGGUACUCUGGUGGAUGCAUGGGCGCAAGCGCUUCGUGGCGUUCACUCAGUGGCGUCACGACCUGCAACUGCGCCGUAGUUAAUGUCACCUGCCCAGUGAUGCUCAAAAGCAACCGGGCAAUGCACGAUGUGACCGUCACUGACUUUGAAACUUCUCUGGCCCAGUUGUCCGGCUCCUUCGCUAACUACCCGGAAGACGUCUACGAAGUCAAGCGAUGCAGUUACGAGUGUUGGAACUUAAGUACAGAGGCCAAAGAGAUCCUACGUAUCAUCCGUCAUCAACAACAGGUCACCCUCUAG
Gregarina niphandrodes is the source of this 1479-nucleotide messenger RNA. RefSeq lists its product as hypothetical. NCBI's taxonomy places the organism in Eukaryota, Apicomplexa, Conoidasida, Eugregarinorida, Gregarinidae. The transcript has 2 exons. Bases 1 to 1479 code for a protein of 492 amino acids. The record is from RefSeq and is a predicted model, not a curated record.